UAAGCAAUGUUCUAAGAAUGUCAUCAGGCAUCCACAUAAAACCAAAGACUGCAGUACAGAAAACCAAGACAUCUUCUCCUUUGCCAUGUUCUCCAGAACCUGCAGUUAAACCACAGCCAAAGCCUAGUGACAAGCUGAAUCCUAAAACUAUUGAUCCAUUCGGUGCUUAUUCUCGACCACCUUCUGCAUUUGCUGCUAUAUAUGCUAAAGGUGGCAUUCCAUGCAGGCUAGUACAUGGCUCAGUAAAGCACAGACUGCAAUGGGAAUGCCUUCCUGAAACUGUUCCCUUUGAUCCUCUUCUUGUAACAUUGGCAGAGGGUCUAAGAGAGACAAAACAUCCCUAUACGUUUGUUUCAAAGGAGGGUUUUAAAGAAUUACUUAUGGUUGAAGGUGCUGCUGAAAAAGCAAUUCCCUUAUUGCCUCGUCUAGUUCCAGUGUUAAAGGCUGCAUUGGCUCAUUCGGAUGAUGAAGUAUUUGGAAGGGGAUUGGAUGGUUUAGUUCAACUGAGUGCUGUUGUUGGCCCAUCUCUUAACGAUCACCUUAAGCAUCUACUUACAAAUCUUUCAAGGAGAUUAAUGGACAAGAAAUUUCGAGAAAAAAUUACUAUUGCUUUACAAAAGUUGGAGCAAUAUGGUGGAAAGGGAACUGUGGCUAUCAUCAAAUCUAAAAUUCCAACCUAUUGCUCUAUCUCCUCUUAA
Messenger RNA from Phaethon lepturus (White-tailed tropicbird), 698 nucleotides. RefSeq names its product PARK2 co-regulated-like (gene PACRGL). The transcript is spliced from 7 exons. Lineage: Eukaryota; Metazoa; Chordata; Aves; Phaethontiformes; Phaethontidae. The record is from RefSeq and is a predicted model, not a curated record. The annotation marks the transcript as partial.